GAUUUACGAGAGGCGUUGAAGAAUAGUCGGGAGAGUGUCUCAUCCUCACCACCACCACCACAGCAGUUAGCAGCCAGCCGUGCAAAAACUACCGAGCCUCCACCUGACAAGAAAGCUAGCGUUGUGGUUGCGAGGGAUCCAGCUGAAGCGUUGAUCGACGAUCUAGACAAACAAGCCGAGGCUUUAAUUAACAAAGCGAGCGGUGCUGAGAAAUUGAGGGAGACGCAGCUGAUGUCGUUCUAUCGGAAGAGGUUAUUGGAUACAAUCAGGGAACUCAAUGCUAAAAGUGAAGCGCUUACAAAAGCGAAUGCAGACGUUGAGAAGUAUCGGUCGCGCUACAAAAAAAUUUGUGAAUUACUUCGAGAUGCUGAAGUGAAUGAAAAGGCGCAUAUGGCUGCUGAAUUGGACAAAGCACGUAGAGUUGAGACUGAACUGAGCACACAGAUAGGAACACUUCAAGGGGAGUUAAUGCAAGCAAAGAGUAAAAUACACGAACUCGAAGUGAAAGUGAGAGAACUUCAAGAUGUUAAACAUUAA
Anisakis simplex (herring worm) is the source of this 537-nucleotide messenger RNA. The record is from the annotation of a GenBank genome assembly. Lineage: Eukaryota; Metazoa; Nematoda; Chromadorea; Rhabditida; Anisakidae.